AUAAAAAUAUUCAAAGACAUCCUCUAUGACCUUCCUUUGAACCACAGCCAAAUUUGUACUAUAUUAUUUUUUAAUUCAAAUGAAUAUUCAUCCAUUUCUCAAUCUUUUUGGUCGUUUUGUUUCCCCUUCAAUUCAAUGGGUAUAUAAAUGAGCCAAGCCCCCAAAUAUCUACAUUCUAACUUUAGACUCACCACAACCACAAUUAGUUGUUUCACUAUAAAAGGAAAAAAACCAUAUAUAGAAUUAGAAAGUGCCAAGUGAUAAAAAGAAUUUAUUGAGUAUUGUGUCCAAAAAUGGAUUUUGAUUCUCUUCUCUUCCAAAACCAAAAUCAAAACCUUAUGUACUUCCCUAAUAAUUUCUCUUGGGAACUAGAAGAAGAUUUUGUUAACUUCUUUAGUGAUGUCAACAACUACUCAAACUCUUCUGGAUCAUUAUCAUCAACGGAAUCAAACUCUUCUGGAUCCGUACUAAGCAAUGAACCACUAGAAGUUUCAUCAAAUACCACUUAUAAACAAGUGAUCAAAGAGACACAAACAUCAUCACCACCUCCACCGCCGCCGAUUAAGGAAAGUAAGAAAAGAGCAUUUAGAGGAGUAAGAACUAGGCCAUGGGGAAAAUUUGCCGCGGAGAUAAGAGAUUCAACAAGAAAAGGUGUUAGAGUGUGGAUUGGAACAUUCGACACGGCCGAAGCAGCUGCUUUAGCUUAUGAUCAAGCAGCUUUUUCAACAAGAGGUUCAUUGGCAGUGUUGAAUUUUCCUGAAGAAGUAGUGAGAGAAUCACUUAAAGAAAUGGCUAGUAAUUCUAAGCCUUUGGAUGAAGGCACUUCACCUGUAUUGGCACUCAAAAGAAAACAUAGCAUGAGAAAAAAGUCCAAUAAGGUAAGUACAAAGAGAAUCAAAAGUGAAUAUCAUAGUGAUCAAAUUCAGAUUGAGACCAAUAUUAAUUCUCAAAAUUUGUUUGUUUUUGAGGAUUUGGGUGCUGAAUAUCUGGACCAACUAUUGAGCUUAACUUAUUAGCUUUUUUAUUUUAUAUUUUGCCUAGUUUUCUAGCUUUUGGAAUUUUUCAUCAAUUUUGAAUUCUUAAUUCAUGAUUACAGGAUAAAUGUUCUAUAAGAAUAUUCCUCAUCUUCCUUCAUCGUCAUCAUCAUUACCUCAUUCUUGAAUUUUUUUAUUUUGCACUGUUGUUCUGUAAAGGAAAGAAAAACUUUACAAAGUAUGAAAUUAUAUAUAUGUUUUAGGAAAAAUAUGAUGUAUUGCACACGAUAAUGAAAUUUAUUUCUUGUUCAAGGA
Molecule: messenger RNA, 1289 nt
Organism: Medicago truncatula (barrel medic)
Lineage: Eukaryota; Viridiplantae; Streptophyta; Magnoliopsida; Fabales; Fabaceae
Product: ethylene-response factor C3
Exons: 1
Coding region: 294-1016 (240 amino acids)
Biological process (GO): ethylene-activated signaling pathway; regulation of DNA-templated transcription
Molecular function (GO): DNA binding; DNA-binding transcription factor activity
Source: RefSeq, a predicted model, not a curated record